Molecule: messenger RNA, 8912 nt
Organism: Chara braunii
Lineage: Eukaryota; Viridiplantae; Streptophyta; Charophyceae; Charales; Characeae
Source: the annotation of a GenBank genome assembly
GUUAGCUCGUUUUGGAGGAGGGUGUUCAUAGCGGGACAACGGUGGUGAGGGAGAGACGGGCGGAGGAGCACGGAGCGAGCGGAGUUGACGACCUUGAGGGUAUUCGAGGUAUGGGGGACGAGUUAGCGGAGGCAGGGCGGACAGGGUUGUCGUCUACGCUGCAUGAUAGAUUAGGGGGGGAUGAUGGUGCGCAGGUUGAGAGGGAGGCGGGAGUGGAGGUGGAUGAUGGUCCGCAGGUUGAGAGGGAGGCGAGAGUGGAGGUGGUCCAAGUGGAUGAUGGUGCGCAGGUUGAGAGGGAGGCAGGAGUGGGGGUAGAUGAUCGUGCGCAGGUUGAGAGGGAGGUGGGAGUGGAGGUGGAUGAUCGUGCACAGGUUGAGAGGGAGGCGGGAGUGGAGGUGGAUGGUGGUGCGCAGGUUGAGAGGGAGGCGGGAGUGGAGGUGGUCCAGGUGGAUGAUGGUGCGCAGGUUGAGAGGGAGGCGGGAGUGGAGGUGGAUGAUCGUGCGCAGGUAGAGAGGGAGGCGGAAGUGGAGGUGGAUGGUUGUGCGCAGGUUGAGAGGGAGGCGGGAGUGGAGGUGGAUGAUGGUGUGCAGGUUGAGAGGGAGGUGGGAGUGGAGGUGGAUGAUCGUGCGCAGGUAGAGAGGGAGGCGGGAGUGGAGGUGGAUGAUCGUGCGCAGGUUGAGAGGGAGGUGGGAGUGGAGGUGGAUGAUCGUGCACAAGUAGAGAGAGAGGAUGACGUCGUGACUACUCAGGAGGACGUGGUCAGGGCAGAUGGUACUGCGCUGGUUGAGGGAGAGGACAACGUGGUAGAGGGUGACGUCGCCCAUGACGGAGGAGAGGGCAGCGACACCCUUGACCCGACUGUCGAGCGUUUCAUCGCUGACGAGAUGGGUCCCGCACUAUCGGGUUUGACCCCGGGCACGAUGAGGGCACUGGGGGCGUCGCCAUCAGGAGAGAGCGGGGCGGUUGGCGAUGAGAUGCGGGAUUUUGCACAGAUGUCUUUCGGGGAUCCUCCCACCCCUCGUCAGAGUCGUCGCGCAGACAUAGAGGAUAUAGCGCGUGCCCUGGCGGCCGCUGGUUACUCCGCUGAGGAGAUCGAGCAGGCAUUCGCAGGAGCCUCCAGGAUUCGUACACGGGACACUCUUCAGCAGGGGUACGAGGAGGCACGAGAGCACCCUCAGGAGGAGCAUGAGGAUGCAGCCGCUGCAAAGAUCCCGGGAGGUAGCGGUCCGUUGGUACACUUCACGGGCAUGCAACUGACGACGACGACAUGCCCAAUUCGACCAUGUGUGCAUGGCUCAAGUUCUGAGGAGGUGGCACCUGACGAGGUACCACCGGUCGUAGUGGUGGAUUUAGGAUCAGAGCCAUCGCUUCAGACUUCCGUUAGUGGGCGGCGAGCUCCUGAGGAUACUGCUUGCCCAUUUGAUGCGGCAGAGCUCGCACGGGCUGCUGUGCAUAAUGUCACACGGAAGGAGGACACAUACUCACGGAGACCAGGCAUGCCGCCUCCUCCUCCGAGAUCACGUCACGGUGAUUCACCCUCGACACCAGCGUGUGCACACCUCUGCUCACCAUCCACGCCUGGCAGACCCAGGGUGAGGAGGGGGGAUGAGCAGUUCAUCGUAGAGGAGGACGAUCCCGAGACGGAGCUGGCACGUGACGAGGACCCGCCUGAGGAUGAUGAGUACAGAGAGGACGACGAGAGUCAGGAGGAGGAGAGGGAUGACGAGGAGGAGGAGGAGGACGACGACGACGAUGAGCCCUCCCCUCGACCACGACGUGGUUCUGGUAGACGGCAGGAGGAGUUUCAUGAGACGAGACCCCGCACGAGGAGUCGAGGACCAUCCGCUGCGACCGGGGCGAGCCGACGAGGUGUGUCACGGACAGGCGGCUCGGGUCGCGAGAGGCGGAGAGGCAGCGUGGCCAUAUCAUUAGACACCGUCAGAAAGACGGGACGAUUCGGAUCUAUUCUUCCUCAAUCUAGCAAAGACAAUUAUGUCUUUGCCGACGAGGAAGCAAUGAACAUCGUGGGUGUUAUUGAGAAUGUAGUUGUGAAGGUCGGACGAGUACACGUCCUUGUUAACGCACUAGUAAUAGAUGUGACGUGGACGCAGACCAGCGAACAUCCCGCGUGGAUCAAAAAUGUGGAGCUGCUGAUCAUACAAGCCUGGAGAACUAACGUCGAGGGCGACCUUCUCGGCUUUCUCUUUGGAUCGGUACGGCCGGGCCGUCGCCAGUUGAUUGCGCAGGAGCUCAUCACGCCAAUCGUACAAUUGGCGGACGAUCUCUCGCCCGACAUCUUUUCGCAAAGUGACGACAGCCCCGCUCCGUACGUUCUCAAGCGGUCGUUGGAUCCGUACCUUCAGUGGACUGCGUGCUUGGAGGAACCCAGGGACGAAGAUACGCUACCAUCACGGCAGGAGUACCUGAAGCGUUACGACAUCAUCCCUCACGCCUUUUAUCCGAAGGAGGAAGAAGUGGUGAUCAACGACGAUGAAGAAGACAACGACGAGGAAACGUCGGAGGAAGGAAGCUAUAGUGAGUAUAGUGAGGGCGAGCUGAGUGAAGUAGAAGAGGAGGAAGAAGAAACCGGAUUUGAGUGGGAAGCCCUGCCGGAGGAAGCUGCGCGCACGGGCACAGAAGCAGAAGACCCGGAGGCCGCACGAAAACGGGAAGAAAUCGCCACCGGGAAGUGCCAGCUGGAGUUAGCCAGCGGAGUAAACCUGCGCAUCGGUGACGAUCCGACCAAGAAUCCGGAGCCGCAGAAGCCCGAAGAUGGCGACCCCGCAGCCGCCUCCCCAAGCACCUCACGACGGAGACAGAGCAGAUCCCCCUCCUCCUCCAGCCCCACCCGUCCCCCAAGCACAUGGCUCUCUGUCGAUGAUCCCGAGGCUCAUCUUCCGUUGUUGCUGUUAGGAUCGCUGAUCGGGACGGUGCUCGUCUGCGUCUUCACUGCCAGAACGCUUUCUUGGCUGGGUGCCAGAAGAUGGAGCCAGUUUGGAAAACCGAAGGAGGAAGAGGAGGCAAAGGCCGGGCGUAAACUCAAACUGCGUCUGUCCCCCGGGCCUGCACCAUGGCCGAUCAUGGGCAAUCUGUUUCAGCUGCAACGUUACCCCCACAGAGGGCUUGCCAAGAUGGCAGAGAAGUACGGCGGGGUGAUGACCGUCCAGCUGGGCUCGGUUCGGACGCUGGUGGUGUCCAGCCCGGCGGCUGUCAAGGAGAUUCUGGUCGAUCAGGGAGCCACGUUUGCCUCACGACCGCUAACUGCGACCAUUGACGCGUUGACAUCUGGCGGUCGGGAUUUCGUCUUCGCCCCGUACGGUCCCUUGUGGCGGAAGCAUAGGAAGAUGGCCAGUGUGCACAUGUUCUCCCCAAAGAGGAUGGCACAAGUAGACGGGAUCCAGCGAAAGUUCUUCGCUUGUCUAGAGGAGGAGCUGCUGAGGAAAGGAGGAGGAUCAGGAGGAGCAGACAAGCAGGAACGAGGAGAUAUGGGGGGAAAGGAGCAGGGGAAUGAUUCGCCGGGGAGGACCGAGGAGAGGACGAACACCUCCUCCUCCUCCUCCUUCUCCUUCUCCUUCUCCAAUCACGUGUCUGAGGCAAAGGUAGGUGGUGCAGGAGACAAAAUGGAGGCCAUCACUGACGGGCGGCGGGACACGGACGGGCUCGGACGCUGCCAGCCUGAUGAUGGAAAUGGGCGGGACCGCAGUGUGGGGACCACCACAAUGGAAGAACUCGAGCCGGUGGAGUUUCGAGAAAAAAUGUUUUGCUUCAUCCUGGACACGUUAACGUAUGUCAUAUUCGGCUCCCCUGUGACGCCUGGGAUGCGCCGCCGCGUGGCAAGGUCCCAGCUUGCCGUGGACUGCAGCCCGAAGACAACGACGAUGACGACGGGAUCGCAGCAGGAUGGUGAUGGUGAUGGUGUUUCAUCACGGAGCGGACUCUGGACGAACAUCCACGGCAAAAGAUUCCGCACCCUCAUCUUGGAGCUCGUCGAGAAGAGGCGGGAAUCACGACAAAAGUUCAUAGUGGGCGACAGCGCCGUCCUAGAUCGAGGCCAACCAACAGCUUUGACAGCCGUCGGAUUGAAUUUCGAGAAUCCGGAUGCGAUGGUGGAUGUGGUGUUCGAUAAUCUCCUCUCUGAUGAGACUGCUGCUGCUGGCGCCGCGGCGACGGCCGCGGCGGCGGCCGUGGCUGCAAAGAACUUGGCGGCUUCUAGCAGCUUUAAGAACGGCCAGGAGGUCCUAGAUCGAGGCCAACCAACAGCUUUGACAGCCGUCGGAUUGAAUUUCGAGAAUCCGGAUGCGAUGGUGGAUGUGGUGUUCGAUAAUCUCCUCUCUGAUGAGACUGCUGCUGCUGGCGCCGCGGCGACGGCCGCGGCGGCGGCCGUGGCUGCAAAGAACUUGGCGGCUUCUAGCAGCUUUAAGAACGGCCAGGAGGUCCUAGAUCGAGGCCAACCAACAGCUUUGACAGCCGUCGGAUUGAAUUUCGAGAAUCCGGAUGCGAUGGUGGAUGUGGUGUUCGAUAAUCUCCUCUCUGAUGAGACUGCUGCUGCUGGCGCCGCGGCGACGGCCGCGGCGGCGGCCGUGGCUGCAAAGAACUUGGCGGCUUCUAGCAGCUUUAAGAACGGCCAGGAGGUCCUAGAUCGAGGCCAACCAACAGCUUUGACAGCCGUCGGAUUGAAUUUCGAGAAUCCGGAUGCGAUGGUGGAUGUGGUGUUCGAUAAUCUCCUCUCUGAUGAGACUGCUGCUGCUGGCGCCGCGGCGACGGCCGCGGCGGCGGCCGUGGCUGCAAAGAACUUGGCGGCUUCUAGCAGCUUUAAGAACGGCCAGGAGGUCCUAGAUCGAGGCCAACCAACAGCUUUGACAGCCGUCGGAUUGAAUUUCGAGAAUCCGGAUGCGAUGGUGGAUGUGGUGUUCGAUAAUCUCCUCUCUGAUGAGACUGCUGCUGCUGGCGCCGCGGCGACGGCCGCGGCGGCGGCCGUGGCUGCAAAGAACUUGGCGGCUUCUAGCAGCUUUAAGAACGGCCAGGAGGUCCUAGAUCGAGGCCAACCAACAGCUUUGACAGCCGUCGGAUUGAAUUUCGAGAAUCCGGAUGCGAUGGUGGAUGUGGUGUUCGAUAAUCUCCUCUCUGAUGAGACUGCUGCUGCUGGCGCCGCGGCGACGGCCGCGGCGGCGGCCGUGGCUGCAAAGAACUUGGCGGCUUCUAGCAGCUUUAAGAACGGCCAGGAGGUCCUAGAUCGAGGCCAACCAACAGCUUUGACAGCCGUCGGAUUGAAUUUCGAGAAUCCGGAUGCGAUGGUGGAUGUGGUGUUCGAUAAUCUCCUCUCUGAUGAGACUGCUGCUGCUGGCGCCGCGGCGACGGCCGCGGCGGCGGCCGUGGCUGCAAAGAACUUGGCGGCUUCUAGCAGCUUUAAGAACGGCCAGGAGGUCCUAGAUCGAGGCCAACCAACAGCUUUGACAGCCGUCGGAUUGAAUUUCGAGAAUCCGGAUGCGAUGGUGGAUGUGGUGUUCGAUAAUCUCCUCUCUGAUGAGACUGCUGCUGCUGGCGCCGCGGCGACGGCCGCGGCGGCGGCCGUGGCUGCAAAGAACUUGGCGGCUUCUAGCAGCUUUAAGAACGGCCAGGAGGUCCUAGAUCGAGGCCAACCAACAGCUUUGACAGCCGUCGGAUUGAAUUUCGAGAAUCCGGAUGCGAUGGUGGAUGUGGUGUUCGAUAAUCUCCUCUCUGAUGAGACUGCUGCUGCUGGCGCCGCGGCGACGGCCGCGGCGGCGGCCGUGGCUGCAAAGAACUUGGCGGCUUCUAGCAGCUUUAAGAACGGCCAGGAGGUCCUAGAUCGAGGCCAACCAACAGCUUUGACAGCCGUCGGAUUGAAUUUCGAGAAUCCGGAUGCGAUGGUGGAUGUGGUGUUCGAUAAUCUCCUCUCUGAUGAGACUGCUGCUGCUGGCGCCGCGGCGACGGCCGCGGCGGCGGCCGUGGCUGCAAAGAACUUGGCGGCUUCUAGCAGCUUUAAGAACGGCCAGGAGGUCCUAGAUCGAGGCCAACCAACAGCUUUGACAGCCGUCGGAUUGAAUUUCGAGAAUCCGGAUGCGAUGGUGGAUGUGGUGUUCGAUAAUCUCCUCUCUGAUGAGACUGCUGCUGCUGGCGCCGCGGCGACGGCCGCGGCGGCGGCCGUGGCUGCAAAGAACUUGGCGGCUUCUAGCAGCUUUAAGAACGGCCAGGAGGUCCUAGAUCGAGGCCAACCAACAGCUUUGACAGCCGUCGGAUUGAAUUUCGAGAAUCCGGAUGCGAUGGUGGAUGUGGUGUUCGAUAAUCUCCUCUCUGAUGAGACUGCUGCUGCUGGCGCCGCGGCGACGGCCGCGGCGGCGGCCGUGGCUGCAAAGAACUUGGCGGCUUCUAGCAGCUUUAAGAACGGCCAGGAGGUCCUAGAUCGAGGCCAACCAACAGCUUUGACAGCCGUCGGAUUGAAUUUCGAGAAUCCGGAUGCGAUGGUGGAUGUGGUGUUCGAUAAUCUCCUCUCUGAUGAGACUGCUGCUGCUGGCGCCGCGGCGACGGCCGCGGCGGCGGCCGUGGCUGCAAAGAACUUGGCGGCUUCUAGCAGCUUUAAGAACGGCCAGGAGGUCCUAGAUCGAGGCCAACCAACAGCUUUGACAGCCGUCGGAUUGAAUUUCGAGAAUCCGGAUGCGAUGGUGGAUGUGGUGUUCGAUAAUCUCCUCUCUGAUGAGACUGCUGCUGCUGGCGCCGCGGCGACGGCCGCGGCGGCGGCCGUGGCUGCAAAGAACUUGGCGGCUUCUAGCAGCUUUAAGAACGGCCAGGAGGUCCUAGAUCGAGGCCAACCAACAGCUUUGACAGCCGUCGGAUUGAAUUUCGAGAAUCCGGAUGCGAUGGUGGAUGUGGUGUUCGAUAAUCUCCUCUCUGAUGAGACUGCUGCUGCUGGCGCCGCGGCGACGGCCGCGGCGGCGGCCGUGGCUGCAAAGAACUUGGCGGCUUCUAGCAGCUUUAAGAACGGCCAGGAGGUCCUAGAUCGAGGCCAACCAACAGCUUUGACAGCCGUCGGAUUGAAUUUCGAGAAUCCGGAUGCGAUGGUGGAUGUGGUGUUCGAUAAUCUCCUCUCUGAUGAGACUGCUGCUGCUGGCGCCGCGGCGACGGCCGCGGCGGCGGCCGUGGCUGCAAAGAACUUGGCGGCUUCUAGCAGCUUUAAGAACGGCCAGGAGGUCCUAGAUCGAGGCCAACCAACAGCUUUGACAGCCGUCGGAUUGAAUUUCGAGAAUCCGGAUGCGAUGGUGGAUGUGGUGUUCGAUAAUCUCCUCUCUGAUGAGACUGCUGCUGCUGGCGCCGCGGCGACGGCCGCGGCGGCGGCCGUGGCUGCAAAGAACUUGGCGGCUUCUAGCAGCUUUAAGAACGGCCAGGAGGUCCUAGAUCGAGGCCAACCAACAGCUUUGACAGCCGUCGGAUUGAAUUUCGAGAAUCCGGAUGCGAUGGUGGAUGUGGUGUUCGAUAAUCUCCUCUCUGAUGAGACUGCUGCUGCUGGCGCCGCGGCGACGGCCGCGGCGGCGGCCGUGGCUGCAAAGAACUUGGCGGCUUCUAGCAGCUUUAAGAACGGCCAGGAGGUCCUAGAUCGAGGCCAACCAACAGCUUUGACAGCCGUCGGAUUGAAUUUCGAGAAUCCGGAUGCGAUGGUGGAUGUGGUGUUCGAUAAUCUCCUCUCUGAUGAGACUGCUGCUGCUGGCGCCGCGGCGACGGCCGCGGCGGCGGCCGUGGCUGCAAAGAACUUGGCGGCUUCUAGCAGCUUUAAGAACGGCCAGGAGGUCCUAGAUCGAGGCCAACCAACAGCUUUGACAGCCGUCGGAUUGAAUUUCGAGAAUCCGGAUGCGAUGGUGGAUGUGGUGUUCGAUAAUCUCCUCUCUGAUGAGACUGCUGCUGCUGGCGCCGCGGCGACGGCCGCGGCGGCGGCCGUGGCUGCAAAGAACUUGGCGGCUUCUAGCAGCUUUAAGAACGGCCAGGAGGUCCUAGAUCGAGGCCAACCAACAGCUUUGACAGCCGUCGGAUUGAAUUUCGAGAAUCCGGAUGCGAUGGUGGAUGUGGUGUUCGAUAAUCUCCUCUCUGAUGAGACUGCUGCUGCUGGCGCCGCGGCGACGGCCGCGGCGGCGGCCGUGGCUGCAAAGAACUUGGCGGCUUCUAGCAGCUUUAAGAACGGCCAGGAGGUCCUAGAUCGAGGCCAACCAACAGCUUUGACAGCCGUCGGAUUGAAUUUCGAGAAUCCGGAUGCGAUGGUGGAUGUGGUGUUCGAUAAUCUCCUCUCUGAUGAGACUGCUGCUGCUGGCGCCGCGGCGACGGCCGCGGCGGCGGCCGUGGCUGCAAAGAACUUGGCGGCUUCUAGCAGCUUUAAGAACGGCCAGGAGGUUGUAUACUGCGAGACAGAAGCCUGCCUGCUGUUAACGAGUCUGUUAUCAGCGGGCACGGACACGACGACCUCUGUAACUGUUUUCCUUCUGAUGGAAUUGCUCCGUCAUCCGAAGAUGAUGGCGAAGCUGAAAGCAGAGGUAGAUGAGGCCGUCGAAGUCGCAGGAGAUUCGCAGAAGUUUCUAUCAGAGAAUGAUCUGGAGAAUCUGCCUUACCUCAAUGCAGUUCUGUACGAGACGCUGUGUCUGCACACCCCCGGUCCGCUGUUUACUCAUCAAGCUGUGGAAGACGCUGUAGUGUUUGGCUAUGACGUCCCCGCAGGAACUCAGGUGCUUGUCAACGCUUGGGCCAUUAUGCACGACCCUGAGGUGUGGCCCGAGCCAUGGGAGUUUCGCCCCGAAACGGUUCAUCCGAGAUGGGCGGCUGGCCGACGACCUGCAUCCUGAUGGAAAGAACUUUGCCUUCAUCCCGUUUGGUGCGGGAAGAAGAGUGUGCCCAGGUAUGCGGCUCGGGCUCAA